GCACCUCCUCCUCCUCCGGGGAAGACGCCUGGCAUGCCACCAGGCAUCCCACCAGGCAUCCCACCAGGCAUCCCACCAGGCAUUCCUCCAGUACUCUGUGGAUUCUGCAGCGUCAUAACAGAGUUCGAGUCAAACUGCUGAUCCAUGAAACCAUGAGAGGGCGACACUUCCCCUUACAGCUGAGACAGUAGGUUGAAGUUUCUCUGAUGCACUAUCCACAUCCAUCCAUUCAUGCACCAAUCGUUUUGAUUGAUAAGUGUUCUCUGAGUCAUUUCAUCACAGUUUAUAAACGCCUCUCAUAGCUGCCGACAUGUCAUAUAUGUCAUUAAAAGCAAGUUACUGUGGCAUAAAUUAAAUGAAAAUAAACACGAAUGAUGUCAAUUGUGUAGGUCUGUGACAUAUGGCUGUAGCACAACCACACGUACAACGUUUCAGGGGUAGCAAAACAUUCAUGUCCUACCUGGAUGGAGCUGUGGUUGCAGACUGUUGCAGUGACUCUCCUCCACCAGAUCAACACAGGCAGAAGAUUACAGCAUCACUUGUGUAUAAAUCCUCCCCCCAGCCAAUCAGCUUGCAGAACAGUCAGCUUCCAGUACAUUCUGGCUCGUUCCGUUUGAGCCUUCUGUCCUCUGAUUGGCUAAAAAAAAAACCCAGGGAUGCUGUUGAAUAAAAAAUAAAAAAAAGAGAGAGAAAUAACAGGAAAGUUCCAGGGAUAUUCCUCAGAGGUUUCAGUGAAUAAGUAGAGACAACAACUCAGUAAGUAACUGAUUGUGAUGAACAGUAAUGGAGCUUAAAUUCUCAUCAUCAGACAAACUAUCCUCACAAGCAGGUCUCAAACUCAUGGUUUGAGGGCCAUAUGUGGCCACCCCUAUUGGCCAGACCUGCUCUAGAGCAACAAGAUAUCACAAAAUCAUCAUCAUAUUUAUCAAGGUGUGUUAUAGAUCACAUCACAGUAUAAUCAUCAUAUCAACACGCAUUAGCUGUCAACACCUGUUCCACAAAUAAAUCAUUCUACAAAAUAAUCAAGGUGGUUUUCUUCAGAAACUCUUCAAACCACAAUGUGACCUAUUGAUCUUUUUAUGAUAAUUGUCAGUAUGAGGUCACAGCUGCAUCAUCGUCAUCAUAUUUCAGUCUUAACUACUACUACUCCUAUCAUGCUUGUGAGUAUUAAAUGUAUCUUAAAACCCGUUUUUAUUCUUUGUUUUUACCUGUUUUUUAUUGGACAACUUGGUUAUUUGUGGUGUUCUCAAUAUGGUCUCUACUGUAUUUUAUUGUUUUGUUGUUUGUUUUAAGGUCGUACGUUUCUAUAUUUUAUGUAUCUUUUGUUCCAGCUGUUGUUGUUUUUAAAGUGCUUCUUAAAUCAAUAAAAUUGGAUUGGAUUGGAGUCAGAGAUAAAGUGUAUCAUGUACGGUCUGUUUGUGGAAGUUUAGCAAAACUCAGGGGGGUCUUGUGAAGCACUUUAAAGCAACCACAGUGGAUCAAAGUGCUGUACUAAUGAUACAUAAAAUACACAAUUAAUAAAAGGCACAAAUGUAAACGUAGCCGCCAAAAAUAAACCACAAACAAAAAAUAACUGCGUGUGCCAGACAAAUUCAGUGUGAGUUAAAUACUUCUACUGGAUUAUCAUGUCCACAACUAACUGAUAAUAUACUGUCACUUUCCCUUCACUACUCUCACCCAGACUCUAUCUGUACUCAGGAAACCAAAGACUUGUUCAGAGCACGUUUACCUCAGUGAUGUGUGGUUUCGGUGAGAAAAUCAAACAAAUAUUAUGUUAAAGGCAGUGAAAUAAAACCAGAGAAUGAAAAUAACAACAUAGGAAUUGUUACUCCAAUCAAAAAUACUGACAUAUUUUUCAUUAAAUCUCUUAAAAUAUUGGUAGAAGGAUCAGUGGGAUAAAGUUUCAGAAAGAGGAGAGUAUACAAUAUAUACUGCAUGACAUGCAGUUUAACCUUUUACUUUCACUGUUUGGGUUUUGCCUGAGAAUCCCUAAAUAAAAUAAAAUGAGUGGAAACCACACAGCAGUGAUGUCACGGAAGGUCCCUCCACACAGAGUACAAAUACAAUCAAGUGUUGAGGAAGCGCAUCAGUGUGACCGUUGGUGAGUUAGAGUGUGAGAUGGAAGUGAAGCUGCUUCUCACUGUUUUCAUGCUCCUCGUACGGGCUUCACUCUCAGUGUGGCAGCGUGUGACCGUGAUGAAAGAUCACACUCUCCACUUGAGCUGCCCCAUCAUUAACCACAAGACCAUGACGGAGUGGAGGAACCCAAAAGAAAACGUUAUGUUCUUUAAUGGCCAGAGAGCUUUAAAGAACAAGCGCUACAGGAUCGACAGACUGUCCAAUUCAGAGUUCUCCAUCAGUAUUUCCAACGUCACCUUCAAAGAUGGAGGCAUCUACACAUGUUCCCACUACGGCGACAACAUAAACGAGAAGAAAGUGGAGGUGACCGUGUUAGGUCUUCCUAAAAUUAGCGUAACAAACCACGAGGGACAGGUGGUCGUGAAAUGCACCGCUGAGGGGAACCACCAUCCUCCACAGAUCUCCUGGAAACUGGACCAUGGGCCUGAAUUUCAUAAUCAUGCCCACGUCCAUGUUGAAGAGGACAAAUUUGUCUCCACUGGUUUGAUUUAUGUUCAGCCCGCGAGGAACAGAGUGACUGUGAAAUGCCUCGCUCGACAUCCAGCCAUGCACUCGUCACCUCUGAUGGACUUCAAAAUUAUCAGACGUGGACGACAGCCAACGAAACUCAACACCACAACUACAACAGCUGUGUCCAUCACUCAUCCUCAAGGGUCAGCAGAGGUGCCGAGGACGACGACCGGCCGCGGGUCCAGAUAUGAAGACGCGACAACAGCGUCCCUCACAGUCACAGACACGAAUGAGCCUCCGUCGGCCACCCCCUCCACUGAGACGAUCACAGCACCCACCAGGUUUCACGUGACCCCGGUGACAUCGACAGGCUCGCAUCUCAGCACGAGCGGCCGCACGUCUGCGUCUGCGACAACAGAGGAGAUUGUGUCCUACAACAGCACAGAGAAAAACACAACAGGAAGCACUGAUGAUCCACGAACACGAAGAGGAAGUAGGGGAAAUUCGUCGUUGCUGAUCUUCCUGGUGACGUGCCUGAUUUUCUUUCUUCUGGUGGUGGUCAUAUUCUUUGCCAUCAAGCUGAGGAGAGCACACAACGUCUGGAGGAAAGAGAAUGAGGAGUCUGAUCCUUCAGAAGAUAGCAGUAAAUCCAAAUCGAGCAAUGAGGACAAGAACGCCAAAGGACAAAGACAAAGAGGACUCUUCAACAUAACACAAGCAUUUACACAGUACGUCACUGAGGAACCAGUAGUGACACCAUCGAACCCAGACACUAUGACACAAACACACAUUGUCGACAUAGAGCAGACGUUACAACCUCAGAUUUCCAACAACAUAAAGGAGACGGAGUUGUGAAUCCUGUAAAAUAAAUCGUCCCACAAAAAUGUUUAUAAUUGAAGAUCUGUUGUGUCCUGUAUAAAUGCUACUGUUUGUUUAGGUGUAAGAAUAAAUUAUAUUUUUUAUAACUUGUGUAGAAAGAUUGAUGGUAUUUUUUGCACAUUAUCUGUAGCUUUUUUUACUUUUUGCUGCUAUUAUCUUUUCUUAACCCUCAGGCGUCAUUAUUUCUUCUUGAUCUGGCUUAAUUUUGGCUGUGUAAGUGCAUAUGGAACAAUAUUUUGUAAGAAAAUCUCUCUCUUGACAAAUUUUGGAAUUUAAAUUCGAAUUUAUAAUAGAUCAGUAGACCACUGUGAAUUUGUUUUGCCAUACUAUUAAGUCCAGGACAAAAUCGUCUGAUCAACUUCAGUCCUGAUAAAAAACUAUAACAUAUUGAAUGACCCUUUAAAUGCCAGUUUGAUGAUUAAAAUCCUCAAAGUUAUUGAAUGAUCUGAAGUUGUUCAAUGCAGAAAAAAUUAUUAAUCUGUAAAGAUUUUAUAGCCAUUUUUUGGAAGUGGACAUUUUUGUCCUUAAUGACUUUGGAGGGUGGUAAAUUAAACUGAAGCCUGAGGGUUAAUCCGAUUCAUUAGACCCUUUGACACAUUUAUCUUAAAUUAAGAUAAUAUCGAUUCUGUCAGUAUAACCUUUCACAUGUUUGCUGUAGUUUUUAUGAAACAGAAAAUGAGUAAAAUACAUGUUUAGAGCUAUAGUCAGAGGGCAAGUAUAGACAUGUUUAUAACUGACGUAGUGCUGCGUACUGUAUAAAAGCUGUGAACUUUUGUUCAUGCGUAAGAAUAAAUUAUAUUUUUCUCGAA
Solea solea (common sole) is the source of this 4277-nucleotide messenger RNA. Its product is annotated as cytotoxic and regulatory T-cell molecule. Gene Ontology annotation, molecular function: signaling receptor binding. The record is from RefSeq and is a predicted model, not a curated record. Gene Ontology annotation, cellular component: plasma membrane. Bases 2119 to 3444 code for a protein of 441 amino acids. Lineage: Eukaryota; Metazoa; Chordata; Actinopteri; Pleuronectiformes; Soleidae. The transcript is spliced from 11 exons. Gene Ontology annotation, biological process: positive regulation of natural killer cell mediated cytotoxicity directed against tumor cell target; cell recognition; detection of tumor cell.